Messenger RNA from Saccostrea cuccullata (small rock oyster), 1280 nucleotides. RefSeq lists its product as uncharacterized. The record is from RefSeq and is a predicted model, not a curated record. Lineage: Eukaryota; Metazoa; Mollusca; Bivalvia; Ostreida; Ostreidae. The transcript is spliced from 8 exons. The coding region runs from base 1 to 1242 and encodes 413 amino acids.
AUGUUUAAUUUAGUGAUUCAUAGUUUAAUGGGAAUUUUGUUCCUGGCAGUUGCGGGACAAACAUCACUUGGGCAUAAAAACAUCAACCUUGUGUAUCACCCUAAUCAUGAAAAAGCCUUUUAUGAUGGAAUUACCCUGACGACUAGUGAAAUAUUCGGAGAAAGUCAUAAACCCGACGAUUCCAAUUUUAAGAAUUUUGGAGGAACGAAAGGGAAAUGGAAGGACCAGAGAAAUAAAAUCAAACAAAAGGACUUCAUCGAGAUCGAGAGGCAUAUCAAACCUCCAGAUGAAACACACAAGGUCCCGGAUGUGAAAGAGAGGGCGCGAAAUCGGCGUGGAGGUGGUAUGAUGAGUCAAAUGUCGCUUGGAAUGGGAGCUCUGGCCGACAAAUCCUUCAUUUACGGUCCUAGACCUCUGACUUCCGGAAACAUUCCCGGAAGUGGCCAAAGCGGAAAUGGACAAAGCAUGUCGUCCACAAGUUCCGGUCCUUUUGCUAAUAAAGAAAUGUCACAAUCUAUGUUUCCUGCUGGUUUAUCUAACAGAGGUGAGGGACUACCGAACGGUCUGUCCAGUGGCGGCACCGGUAUGUCGCCAUUUUCAGGGUCUGUGUCAGUUGGCGGAUCUAUGCGUGGUGGAGCCAGCCAGACGCCUUUCAAUAUGGCGAUGCUUUCUAUGCGCAGUCAGGCAGACCUGUCGCCCUCUAUGGGAGGAUUGUCAAUGAAUAGCGCAGGCGCAGACAGUUUAAUGGGCGGGUUUUUAAACAAGAACAAAGAAAAUUCAGACUCAGGGAAUCUAGAGAGGAAGAUUGUGUUUGGAGACACGGUUUCUAUCCAGUACGUGAAUGGCAAGAUCAUCGUUCCCAAGUCAUGGUCCCUGGAAAAAGUCAGGGCACUUCAGGCUCAAAUCAUGUCAGGUCACACUAGCAGUCAUCCUAGCAGCAGCUACACCAAUGGUAUGACAGCCAGCCAUUUAAAUACUGGUAGCCAUAGCAACGCCCGUAUCCCUGGUAACAGCCACAAAGGUCAAGGUUGUCCCCAGGUCUCCCCUGACUGUCCACAGUCCUGUGUGGAAUUCAGUGACCAGGGCUGUCCAGUCUGUUCCUGUGGCAGCGACAUUUGCCCAACCUUUCCUGCCGGAUGUCAGCGAGGGCGCGUGCGCAUUGACAAAGAUGGCUGCCCAGUAUGCGUAUCAAAACAAGUGGAUGAGAAUUGGUAUAACGAGAUAUGGAAUUCUGGGGCCUAAUUCAUCAGAAAUUACCAUAUAAAAUUUUUCAUAUAAAC